This is a messenger RNA of Rhea pennata, 510 nucleotides long. It is a transcript of the gene SATL1, whose product is annotated as spermidine/spermine N1-acetyl transferase like 1. The transcript is spliced from 6 exons. The coding region runs from base 1 to 510 and encodes 169 amino acids. The record is from RefSeq and is a predicted model, not a curated record. Lineage: Eukaryota; Metazoa; Chordata; Aves; Rheiformes; Rheidae. Gene Ontology annotation, molecular function: diamine N-acetyltransferase activity; spermidine binding.
AUGAGUCACUUUCGAAUUCGUCCAGCAACACCUCAGGACUGUCCCGAAAUCCUGCGUCUCAUCAAAGAAGGAGCUGCUUAUGAACAUAAACCAAAUGCAGUUACAUUAACAGAGGAAGAUUUGCUUCAAGAUGGCUUUGGAGAACACCCUUUCUACUACUGUUUAGUUGCAGAGGUUGAAAAUGAGGAACAAAUAGAAAGGAGUUACACUGUAGGUUACGCCAUGUACUACUUUACUUAUGAUCCUCGGAUUGGUAAAUUACUUUACCUGGAAGACUUCUAUAUCAUGGAACCCUAUCAAGGUUUGGGCAUCGGAUCUGAAAUUUUAAAGAUAUUAAGCCAGACAACACUGCAGACCAACUGUAGCUGUAUGCAGUUCCUUGUAGUUAUCUGGAACAAGCCAUCUGUGGAGUAUUAUAUGAGAUGUGGAGCUUCAGAUCUUUCAACGGAAGAAGGCUGGCACCUUUUCAGAUUCAACAAAGAAACGCUUCUCAGAAUGGCAGCUGAGUAA